Molecule: messenger RNA, 1332 nt
Organism: Octopus sinensis (East Asian common octopus)
Lineage: Eukaryota; Metazoa; Mollusca; Cephalopoda; Octopoda; Octopodidae
Product: dorsal-ventral patterning tolloid-like protein 1
Exons: 9
Coding region: 16-1332 (438 amino acids)
Biological process (GO): proteolysis
Molecular function (GO): metalloendopeptidase activity; zinc ion binding
Source: RefSeq, a predicted model, not a curated record
UUUUCAGCUGGCUUUAUGAAUGAUAUCGCUCUCACACAAUCGGAUGUCCGUGAUCUCAUGACAUCUUGGCGGAACAAAGAAAGAGCGAAAAAACAAAGAAGUUUACAUGAAAAACAUUCAAAUAGAACAUCGUUAAAACACAAAUUGAGAAAGAAACAAAGCCACAGAAAAAGAAAAAGAUGUCGGAAAAAGGAUAAAAAAUGUUGGGAAAGAUUAAACGCACACACAUUAAAUAAUAAAAAUAUAAGUAGAAGUUCGAGUGAAACGAAGCAUCGAAGUUCUCGAGUUCGUAGAGCUGCAACUGCCAGAUUAGACCGUCUUUGGAGUCAUGGUGUGAUUCCAUACCAAAUACAGUCCAAUUUCAGUGGUACACACAAGGCUCUUUUUCGACUUGCGAUGCGCCAUUGGGAAAAUCAUACUUGUAUAACUUUUGUUGAUCGUGAACCCCAUCACACUGAUUAUAUUGUUUUUACAGAAAGACCAUGCGGAUGCUGCUCGUAUGUUGGAAAACGCGGGAACGGAGCACAGGCCAUAUCAAUAGGAAAAAAUUGCGAUAAAUUUGGAAUUGUAGUACAUGAAUUGGGCCAUGUUGUAGGCUUUUGGCAUGAACAUACGCGACCUGAUCGAGAAGACCAUGUAGAAAUUAUUUAUAGUAAUAUUAUGCCAGGUCAAGAAUAUAAUUUUAACAAACUUACUUCCACCGAUGUCAACUCCUUGGGCGAAGAGUACGAUUACGGAAGUAUAAUGCAUUAUGCAAGAAACACAUUUGCGCGGGCGACUUUUGUGGAUACUAUUUUACCAAAACAUAAUUAUGGAAACCAGGACAUUGGUCAAAGACUAAAACUGAGUCCUGGAGACAUCAGACAAGCCAAUAGACUAUAUCGUUGUCCUACAUGUGGUCGAACUCUUCAAACUGCUUCGGGUGAAUUCUCACAUAAGCCCAACCGUCAGUCCUCAACCGAAGAAAAAUGUGAAUGGCGAAUAUCUGCAACACACGGAGAGAAAAUCGUUCUAAAUAUCACUUCUCUUGACAUUCCGGAGACCCUCGGGUGUACUUACGAUUACUUGGAAGUCCGUGAUGGAUACUAUGAGAAAUCUCCAUUGUUGGGAAAAUUUUUUGGAAAAAUUACGAAUUUUCUAGACGAGAUCAGAACUCUGUCUAUGCUUUCUGGCAAGCUGUCUCUGAAGCUAUUACGAUAUCCAACGACCUCAAGACGUAAAUACGCUGACAGCUACAAUCACGAGUUAAAAUACACAGUCACUCGAACAGACAAACACGAAUCAUUCAAUAAUAUAUUCGUUGGCGAACAAGACAAACAUAAAACAUCAUAG